CAUUAACACGCAUGCGCACUAAAAGUGCCCUGAGGAGGGGGACGCCAACGCGCAGGCGCACCUAACAGUGUGGCGGCUGCACACGCGCAGUGAGCUGCUGUUAGACCACGGAAAAGGAACGGCAGCUGCGUGCGCGCGCGCACCUUUGUGUGGAUAACAAUAAAGUGUUUCCUUCUCAGGUCUGUUAGGGAGUUCUUAUAUAACACAGAACACCAUGGCCUCAGCUUCUAAAUCCUUCCUCGCCGAUGCUGGCUAUGGAGAGCAGGAGCUUGACGCCAACUCCGCCCUCAUGGAGCUGGAUAAAGGACUUCGAUCUGGCAAGCUGGGGGAGCAAUGUGAAGCUGUUGUCCGUUUUCCAAGACUCUUUCAGAAAUAUCCAUUCCCGAUUCUAAUUAACUCAGCAUUUUUAAAGCUAGCUGAUGUUUUCAGAGUUGGAAACAACUUCCUGCGGCUCUGUGUUCUGAAAGUUACUCAGCAGAGCGAAAAACACUUGGAAAAGAUCCUGAAUGUGGAUGAGUUUGUGAAAAGAGUUUUCUCGGUUAUUCACAGCAAUGAUCCAGUUGCUAGAGCGAUCACACUGAGGAUGUUAGGCAGUAUGGCAUCCAUAAUCCCAGAAAGGAAGAAUGCACAUCACAGUAUUCGCCAGAGCCUGGACUCCCAUGACAAUGUAGAAGUUGAAGCUGCCAUCUUUGCUGCAUCUAAUUUUUCUGCCCAGUCAAAAGAUUUUGCUGGAGGGAUCUGUAACAAAAUCAGUGAAAUGAUUCAAGGUUUAGCCACUCCUGUAGACUUGAAGCUGAAGUUGAUCCCCAUUCUGCAGCAUAUGCACCAUGAUGCCAGUCUGGCCUCCAGUGCCCGUCGCCUACUCCAACAACUGGUGACAUCCUACCCUUCCACCAAGAUGGUCAUUGUUACUCUACACACCUUUACCUUGCUUGCUGCCUCUUCUUUGGUUGAUAUUCCUAAGCAGAUACAGCUCUUAUUGCAAUACUUGAAGAAUGACCCAAGAGAGGCUGUGAAGAGGCUUGCUAUUCAAGAUCUAAAGUUACUUGCAAAUAAAACCCCCCAUACAUGGAAUAGAGAGAAUAUUCAGGCACUCUGUGAAUCUGCUCUUCAAACGCCGUAUGACAGCUUGAAACUAGGCAUGCUGUCUGUAAUUUCCACACUGUCGGGAACAAUAGCUAUCAUACAAUACUUCAGCAUUGCUCCAGGAACAGCAGCUUCUACAGCAAGAUCAUCUGAUCUAGUCAAACUAGCACAAGAAUGCUGUUACCAUAAUAAUCGGGGGAUUGCAGCUCAUGGAGUGCGAAUUCUGACAAAUAUAGCUGCUUCCUGCCAGGAAAAAGAUCUUUUGCCAUUGGAGCAAGAUGCAGUCUUUGGCCUCGAAUCCCUUCUUGUUCUUUGUAGCCAAGUCAGCAGUCCAGGUACUCAAGCAACUUUAAAGAUAGCACUCACUUGCAUGGUGAAGCUAGCCAAGUGUCGCCCCCAUCUGAGCCAAUCCAUUGUUGAGUCCUUGUUGACACAGCUGCACAGUUCUCAAGAUGCUGCCAGGAUCCUCAUGUGUCAUUGCUUGGCAGCUAUUGCCAUGCAGUUACCGGUCUUAGGAGAUGGAAUGCUGGGAGACCUCAUGGAUCUCUAUAAAGUGAUUGGAAGAUCUGAGUCUGAUAAACAGCAAGAGCUUUUGGUCUCUCUUGCUACUGUGAUAUUUGUUGCCAGUCAGAAGACUUUAUCUUCUGAAGUUAAAACUGUUAUCAAACAGCAGCUUGAAAAUGUAUCCAAUGGAUGGACAGCUUAUAGGAUAGCCAGACAAGCUUCUAGAAUGGGUAACCAUGGCAUGGCCAGAGAGCUGUAUCAAACCUUGCUGACUCAGGUGGCUUCAGAACACUUCUACUUCUGGCUAAACAGUUUGAAGGAGUUCUCCCAUGCAGAGCAGUGCCUAACAGGGCUGCAAGAUGAUGAUUAUAGUUCAGCACUUUCUUGCAUUGCUGAGUCACUAAAAUCUUAUCACAAAGGAAUAGCCUCUUUAACGGCCGCCAGCACGCCCCUUAACCCUUUGAGCUUUCAGUGUGGGUUUGUCAAACUCCGGAUUGACCUUCUUCAGGCUUUCUCUCAGCUCAUCUGCACCUGUAAUAGCCUGAAGACUAGUCCCCCACCUGCCAUUGCCACAACCAUUGCCAUGGCCUCUGGUAGUGACCUUCAACGGUGUGGGCGCAUUUCCAACCAGAUGAAGCUGUCUAUGGAAGAAUUCAGGAACCUUGCGGCAAGAUAUGGAGAUCUCUAUCAAUCAUCAUUUGAUGCAGACUCUGCAACUCUGAGGAAUGUGGAGCUACAACAGCAGAGUUGCUUAUUGGUAUCUCAUGCAAUUGAAGCCCUGAUUUUAGAUCCUGAUUCUGCAAGUUUUCAAGAAUAUGGCUCUGCUGGAGUGGCACAUGCCACAAGUGAAUAUGAAAGAAGAAUGAUGUCUGUGUUCAGUCAUGUGUUGGAGGAAGUGGAAUCACUGAACAGAAAAUAUGCACCAGUAUCUUACAUGCACACAGCUUGUCUAUGCAGUGCAGUCAUUGCCUUGCUGAAAGUUCCCUUGUCAUUUCAGAGGUAUUUUUUCCAGAAGCUUCAGUCAACUAGCAUUAAGCUUGCCUUAUCACCAUCUCCCCGUAACCCCGCUGAGCCCAUUGUAGUUCAGAAUAACCAGCAACUGGCGUUAAAGGUGGAGGGAGUAGUCCAGCAUGGCUGCAAACCAGGCCUUUUCCGCAAAAUCCAGUCCAUCUGUCUGAAUGUAUCUUCAACACUUCAGAGCAAAUCUGGACAAGACUACAAGAUGCCCAUUGACAGCCUGACAAAUGAGAUGGAGCAGAUGGUUGAGCCUCACAAUGAUUACUUCAGCACACAGUUCCUAUUGAACUUUAUUAUUGUUGGCACCCAUAGCAUUACAGUAGAGUCCUCUGUUAGAGAUCUCAAUGGCAUCAUAUGGAAGACUGGGCCAAAAACCACUCUGUUGAUUAAGUCUCUUGAAGAUCCAUACUCCCAGCAAAUUCGACUUCAGCAACAACAAGGGCAGCAGCCUCCACAGCAGCCUCAGCAACCUCAGCCACAGCAAAGAACUGCAUAUUCCCGUUUUUAAUACUCCAAAGUACUCUUGUCACUCAUGGGCCCAAGUCAAAGACAUUCCUUUUAUUUGGAUGCUCUCAUUUCCCACGCCUAUUCCCCACGAUGGCCUUUUUUCUUUUCUUUUCUUUUGAGGUAACUACAAUAAUCUUCACUCCCCUUUGUUUUUCUUUGGCCCAGUUCACACCUGUAAAAUGCAGCACAAUUACUGAAACACAGUCAUGAUGAGGCACUCCACAUGGCUGGUUAAAUGAAGUGGUUCUGCUCACAGUUCCAGCAACUUCCACCAUGCCACUGAUACUGCAUUGGCAGUGGUGUGGGGAAAAUUUUCUAAAAUUGAAUUAAUCCUUAGUUACAUACUUCUUCAGAUUUGUGUGACCCUAUUCAUAUGAAGAUAUCACUAAGGGCAUGAGAGGGUUGAAUCCAUUUUAGAUGGCUUUGUCAUACAUCCAGCUCUUCUUGUCAUCAUUCAGCACAAGUUUUGGAAUGGUGUAAUGAGCUAAAAUCUGGUCUCACUACAUAGUCCAGCCAUCACUUCUGUCCUUUUCGUGCACCUCGUAACCAGCAUUCCACCACACAAAAAAAGAUCAUGUGAACUGGUCCUUUAUGAAGGCCACUUUAGAGCUAUUCUUAUUCCAGGCUGUAAUUAGUUCCCCAUCCAUGCAUCUUCAUGUGUACCUCAUUAGUGACAGCUCCCUCUUGGAAGGCAGUGGCAGAGUUUGCACAUAGAAUGACGUGCAAAUGUGGCCAGGUAAUGAGCAAGGUAGUCUGUAAAAAUUGCCUGGGUUGCAUUCCACCAUGUUUCUUUGAGUUAAUCUAGUUGCCACUUUCCAAGGAGCAAGAAUUUGAAUGCUACUCAAAUCAAUCUCUCAAAUCAGAUUGGAUUUUUAUGUACUGUAUGUAAAACACUUUUCCUGAGUGUUAUACAGUGCAUCUACAAAUGUAAAGUUUGCACAAAUGUCCAGACAUUCUGGCUGGAUAAUUGCAAGUAAUCAUUUUGAAUGUUGCCAAACUAAAGAGUUUUGGGUAUCAUUCCAAAUAUCAACAAGAUAUUCUUUAUGCCUUUGAAUCUCAUGGCUGCUCAUUUUUGUUUUCUGUAUAUAAAAAUGCUCAAGAGAUGCCAACUAGGAAACAAGAGAUUAUCUUGCUUUAUAGGAAAAGACAUUUCAGUUAGGAUUGGGUCCCCGUCCUGUCCCCAUCACUCAAGAGACAUAGAUUGAAAGGUUAGAAAGAGUUGUGAUAGAAAGUUGAAAAAUUAGAAAAGCUUGUGUUAUAACAUUUUUAAAAAAAACAUCAUUGUAGAGGGAUUGUGCAUUCAGAAUUUUGUGAUUGCUUUUAAGAGGUUUUUUUUGAAGAGGCAACUCACACUAAAGCAAAAUGUGGUUGGAGGGGCAACACAGGAUCCAAUGCCUGUACUCUUUAUCUAAGAGGGUAUAUACUUUGUAUGGUUUUAUGAGUCGUUUCAGUAGAGUGAGGAGACUGACAAAGAAGACCUCAGAACCUGGGCUCUCCCCUACCUCCUGUCUCUGCAUCACAGGAUCAUCUGUCAUCAGUUCCUCUGUGGGAAGGAUCCUGAUGACUUUUUAUAUGUAUGUUUUGUGGCUUUUAAAAAUGCAUUUUACCGUUGCCUGUAAAGGUGCCUUGGAAGGAUUUGGUAUCCUGAAAGGCAGAAUAAAAAUAAUUUUAGUAGUAAUAAUUUCUUGCUCCAUUCUGUACAAGAGUCCUGAAUGGAAGGCCUCCUUCCAUUAACUACUGUGUGAAAAAGACUGAUGUAAACUAAAGACAGAGUAACAAAUGUAAAGAAAGCUAGUGGAUCUGAGUUGCUGAAAUGGGCAUACGCUAUAACUGGUUUGUGGAUUGUAUGCUAUAGCUAUGCAGGAAGUAAUUGACUUUGCAUUCUCUUACUGGAUUUGCAAUGUAUUGACUCCUCUUGUUUUCAGAUGCCAGUAUCUCACUCAGCUCUUGAGGAUCCAAGUAUGAAGGCUGAAUGUUUUUUCACUGAAAAUGCCAUGAGUUUGGAGGAUAAU
Molecule: messenger RNA, 5126 nt
Organism: Rhineura floridana
Lineage: Eukaryota; Metazoa; Chordata; Lepidosauria; Squamata; Rhineuridae
Gene: INTS7
Product: integrator complex subunit 7
Exons: 20
Coding region: 215-3115 (966 amino acids)
Biological process (GO): snRNA 3'-end processing
Cellular component (GO): integrator complex
Source: RefSeq, a predicted model, not a curated record